CUUGAGUGCAUUUGAGACGUGAGCACGUUGGAGCGCAUUGAUGAGACUGCUUUGCUUUGCGUCUGACGGGCCCGACACAGAGGGGCUGUGAUUCUGCUGACCUUUCCAUCGCAACUUCAUCCACCGAUACACCGGAGUGUCGGACGACGGAUGCACACAAUACCACGUGUCUGGCAACACAAGAUCUGAGCUGGACGCAGCACCAACCUCACCAUGGCGCACUCGCACAGCCAUAGCAUGUCUAUGGAGCCAUGGCUCACCCAACCUGUCAUGCUGCACUCCUCGCGAGCCUACGAGUGCUCGUUGAACCUCACCGAGCAAUGCGAGUAUCAAGUCGGUUACUGGAGAUUCUGGUAUGAGCUGGACCACCGCUACGCUUUACCGACAGUGGCACUCUUCCUGUCAACAAUCAUCCUCUUCUCGAUUCCGUUCCUCUUCGCCAACCUCCUACCCCGAGCGCGAUCACGAUCGGGAGCAGGAGGCAAGCUACUCGCUCUCAGUCGAUAUGCAAGCUACAAGUCGUUCCGCAUCGGCAAGCUAAACUGGAACUCGGCGCCCAUAGGUGUGCUCUUUCUGGGCGCAGUAGGCACGAUAUUCUUCUUCGCCAUGACGCUGGGUCCAAGACCAUACUACUGGCCGAACGAGAAGGACCCCGAGACAGGAAAGGUUACGCUGUCGUUCGGCAACUCGCCCCCCAUCGCUUCACGAACCGGCUGGAUGUCGCUUGCUUGUCUGCCUUUCAUUAUCGCGACCUCGAGCAAGAGCAACAUGAUCACAGGGCUGACAGGCGUGUCGCAUGAGAAACUUCAAGUCUUCCAUCGAUGGAUCAGUUACGCCUGCUUCGUGCUUGCUCUGAUUCACACAUUCCCGUUCAUCGUUUUUCGGGCUUGGAGAGGAGACUUGAGCACACAAGCGAGGACCACAAUAUACUACUGGACUGGUAUCAUCGCGUUGAUUUCACAGGCCUGGCUGACAUUCGCCUCCUUUUCACCACUUCGCAACUACUCGUACGAGUUCUUCAAGUUCUCCCACUUCGCCGCCGCACUCAUCUUCGUCGUAUUCUUCUUCCUCCACUGCAACUUCCGACUCUCCUCAUGGGACUACUUCAUCGCCACAGCCGUUAUCUUCACUCUUACAUUCCUCCACUCACAAUUACGCAUCUACUUCCAGCAUGGAAUCAAACAAGCGACAAUCGUUCUUGAGUCGAACGGGUUCGUGAAGAUCACUAUCCCAACACAAACGACAUGGCGCGCCGGACAGCAUUACUUUGUGCGAUUCCUCGGUAUGGGCCCCGGAGUGGCUGCAACAAGUCACCCCUUCAGUGCAGGCUCUUUGCCAACCAAGGCGCAUUUCUACGAAGCCGCACAGAGCGAACUCGUCUUCUACAUUAGAGCUCAAGGAGGCCUUACUGCUCGCUUGGCCAAGCAUGCCGAGAAGUCGCCCAAUGCGAAGAUGUCGGUCAUGCUAGACGGUCCUUACGGAGGUAUCGACAUGCCCAAACUUGCAUCUUGCAGAAAGUCUUUGGCUUUUGCUGGUGGGUCCGGAGCGGGGUGGCUGCUACCUCUCGUCGAAGCCUUCUUGAGAAGAAGGGAUUGCGUCUCUGCGGGAUGUGAACCAGAGAAUGGAAAGAUGGGAGAGAUCUGCGGCACUGAAGGUCCGGAGAUGAGAGUUGUACUAGCAACACGAGACAUUGCGACAAGGAAUUGGUUUGAAGAGAAGAUUGAGGAGUUGUUAAACAAAAGCCUGCUCGGAUGCUGUCCGACAGGGCUGAGGGUGGAGAUUUACUACACAGGCGAGGAGGAAGACAGACUCCAAAGCGGCCAGAAGAGCACAGCACACGCGAGUGGGAUACAGCGACUAGAUGGGCAAGACCCAGAGAAGGGAACCGAUGCGGAGAUCUCCUUCCAGCAACACCAGACUUCAUCUACAUCGAACUCGUCGGAUUCAGAAAGCGAGAAGGGCAAGACUGGCAGUCUUCUUUCUCCAUUCGACUUCUCUUCCCGGCCGAAUCUUCCCAAGGUCAUCGCCGAGGAGGCGGAGAAAGAUGCUUCGAGUAUGGGCGUCUUCUGCUGCGGACCGCUAAGUAUGCAAAGCGAUGUGGCGAAUGCUGUCGCAAGGGAACAGUUGAAGAUAUUGUCGGGCGGGAAGAAGGCACAGAAAUCGAGAGGUGGAGAUGUGUAUUUGCAUAUGGAGCAUUUCUCGUGGGCCUGAAAUAUUCAGACAGAAAAGAGACAGUAGAUAUUUGACAGAACCAAGAACUCGAUCCA
This is a messenger RNA of Cercospora beticola, 2267 nucleotides long. Its product is annotated as ferric reductase family protein. The record is from RefSeq and is a predicted model, not a curated record. Gene Ontology annotation, biological process: intracellular iron ion homeostasis; copper ion import; iron ion transport. Gene Ontology annotation, molecular function: ferric-chelate reductase activity. Lineage: Eukaryota; Fungi; Ascomycota; Dothideomycetes; Mycosphaerellales; Mycosphaerellaceae. Gene Ontology annotation, cellular component: plasma membrane.